Molecule: messenger RNA, 2482 nt
Organism: Lutra lutra (Eurasian river otter)
Lineage: Eukaryota; Metazoa; Chordata; Mammalia; Carnivora; Mustelidae
Gene: PPP2R2A
Product: protein phosphatase 2 regulatory subunit Balpha
Exons: 11
Coding region: 486-1763 (425 amino acids)
Biological process (GO): peptidyl-serine dephosphorylation
Cellular component (GO): protein phosphatase type 2A complex; cytosol
Molecular function (GO): protein binding; protein phosphatase regulator activity
Source: RefSeq, a predicted model, not a curated record
AGUCGCCUACCCCUGCCGCUGCCGCCGCCGUCGCUGUCGUAGCUGCCGCCGCCGCCGCUGGAGAAAAAGCGAGAGCGGGGAAGCCCCAGAGUGAAAUCCACCAUCCUGCUGGCUGAUCUGCUCGCCCCUCCUUCCUUCUCCCCUGACCCCCGCCCUUUCCCCCCACAGGUGCCAUCCGCCGCCAUCCGCCCUCUCUACCCCCCCAUCCCCAGGUGAGGGGGGUGAGUUCAGGAAGCAGAGACCCCGAGGAACCCAGCAGGGUCACCAUUUGCAGCGCAACAUGGCAGGAGCUGGAGGAGGGAACGAUAUUCAGUGGUGUUUUUCUCAGGUGAAAGGAGCAGUAGAUGAUGAUGUAGCAGAAGGAGGGUAUGGUUCCAUUCCAUUUUAUCCAAACAUGAUAUCAGAUUAUCCAGGAACAAGUUAAAAAGAAGGGAGACUGGUUCCAGAACACAUCUCUGGAAAUUACCCUAUGGACCCUGACUCUCAUGGCAACAUUACAAUCAGAUAUAAUUUCUACGGUAGAAUUUAAUCAUUCUGGAGAAUUACUAGCAACAGGAGAUAAAGGUGGUAGAGUUGUCAUCUUUCAACAGGAGCAGGAGAACAAAAUCCAGUCUCAUAGCAGAGGAGAAUAUAAUGUUUACAGCACCUUUCAGAGCCAUGAACCAGAGUUUGACUACUUGAAAAGUUUAGAAAUAGAAGAAAAGAUCAACAAAAUUAGGUGGUUACCCCAGAAAAAUGCUGCUCAGUUUUUAUUGUCUACCAAUGAUAAAACAAUAAAAUUAUGGAAAAUCAGUGAAAGGGACAAAAGACCAGAAGGGUAUAACUUGAAAGAGGAAGAUGGAAGGUAUAGAGAUCCUACUACAGUCACUACACUACGAGUGCCAGUCUUUAGGCCCAUGGACCUAAUGGUUGAGGCCAGUCCACGAAGAAUAUUUGCCAAUGCUCAUACAUAUCACAUCAACUCAAUUUCUAUUAAUAGUGAUUAUGAAACAUAUUUAUCUGCAGACGAUUUACGGAUUAAUCUUUGGCAUCUGGAGAUUACAGACAGGAGUUUUAAUAUUGUGGAUAUCAAGCCUGCCAAUAUGGAAGAGCUAACAGAGGUGAUUACGGCAGCAGAAUUCCAUCCAAACAGCUGCAACACGUUUGUAUACAGCAGCAGUAAAGGAACUAUUCGGUUAUGUGACAUGAGGGCCUCUGCCCUCUGUGAUAGGCAUUCUAAACUGUUUGAAGAACCUGAAGAUCCCAGUAACAGGUCUUUUUUUUCUGAAAUCAUCUCCUCUAUUUCUGAUGUAAAAUUCAGCCAUAGUGGUCGAUAUAUGAUGACUAGAGACUAUUUAUCAGUCAAAAUUUGGGACUUAAAUAUGGAAAACAGGCCUGUGGAAACAUACCAGGUUCAUGAAUACCUCAGAAGUAAACUUUGUUCACUAUAUGAAAAUGACUGCAUAUUUGAUAAAUUUGAAUGUUGUUGGAAUGGAUCUGACAGUGUUGUCAUGACUGGAUCUUACAAUAAUUUCUUCAGAAUGUUUGACAGGAACACAAAGCGAGACAUAACCCUAGAAGCAUCACGGGAAAACAACAAACCUCGCACAGUUCUGAAACCACGAAAAGUCUGUGCAAGUGGCAAGCGAAAGAAGGAUGAAAUAAGUGUUGACAGCUUAGACUUCAACAAGAAAAUCCUUCAUACAGCCUGGCACCCCAAGGAAAAUAUCAUUGCUGUAGCUACUACAAACAAUCUGUAUAUAUUUCAAGACAAAGUGAAUUAGGGUUGGCAUUCCCAGCAGAAGAGCCCACUUCCUGCUUAGUUGAGAUAGUUGAAUCUAGCAUUCGUACCUAAAAAAGAGAGAGGUCCAUUGUGGCGCCCCUUUCCAGUGUUUGACAAUGUGCCAUUCGACAACACAUUUUUUAUAGCUACAUGGAGAAAUCUCUGUGGAUUCAUCACUGUGGUGUUCUCCAUGUCUGCUAGCCAUGUAGGUAAGGGUAGGCACUUUUAAUUUAAAUGACUUCUUGCACCAUCUUGCCUAAUGGACUAGAUUGGACUGUAUCAACAUUGAUUUACUCCACUUUUUAUGCCUUCCAUUGUGAUGACGUCAAACACAGUGAAAGCCUUCAGUCAUGCUUACGGGAUUUAAUUGUGUAUCCUCAUUACUGUAUCAUUUGUGGGGUACACCCCUCCCCCUUUUUUAAAUUAAAUACAGCUCAUUCUUACUGUGGCUUGUAGCAUUCCUCCUCUUCUGGCCUCCUGGACUCUUCCCCUUCAUCUCUUUUACCCUCGCCCCCUCCACCCAGUCUUGGUGGUGGUAUAUUAAAAAAAGAAAGAACGAAAGCACACAAAAUGAGUCAGUUUGGGGUCAGUGGUAAAGGGGGUAUAUGUUGCGAACAAAUGUUUUAAUAACAGUUGGCUGUAAUCACUCCUUGCCGUGUCUGGCACCGAAAAUAAGGAAAAAAAUACUACUACUGAAUAAAAGUGACAAAGAAUGGAGAA